AUGACAGGAAGAGGCCAGGUUCUGGCAGAUAGUAUGAAAACUAGGAAAGUGGACGUGCUAUGUGUGCAGGAAACAAGAUGGAAGGGGAACAAGGCGAAAGAAUUAGGUGAAGGGUACAAGUUGAUAAAUGGAGGAGCAAACGGAGAAGGAAGAAAUGGAAUUGGAAUUAUUUUAUCGUGUGACAUGAAAGAUUUAGUAACGGAAGUGAACAGAAAGAGUGACAGAAUCAUGUGGAUACGAUUAGCCUUUGAAGAUUUCUCGAUGAAUAUAUCUAGUGUAUAUGCAUCACAAGCAGCAGGCAUAGAUGAAGAAAAAGAACAGUUCUGGGCGGCACUACAAGAAGAACUGGAAAAGGUUGAUGAAAGUGAAAGGUGCAUAAUUGGAGGAUAA
Molecule: messenger RNA, 390 nt
Organism: Penaeus monodon (black tiger shrimp)
Lineage: Eukaryota; Metazoa; Arthropoda; Malacostraca; Decapoda; Penaeidae
Exons: 1
Coding region: 1-390 (129 amino acids)
Molecular function (GO): catalytic activity
Source: RefSeq, a predicted model, not a curated record